Molecule: messenger RNA, 2789 nt
Organism: Eurytemora carolleeae
Lineage: Eukaryota; Metazoa; Arthropoda; Copepoda; Calanoida; Temoridae
Exons: 26
Coding region: 18-2789 (923 amino acids)
Cellular component (GO): plasma membrane
Molecular function (GO): protein binding
Source: RefSeq, a predicted model, not a curated record
GCCCGUAGUCUGGUAGAAUGUGUACAAGAUAUAUAUGGUUGGUAUGGCUGGGCAUUCUUAUUCAUGCUCCAUCCUCCAACCUGGCCCCGCCCCCUCCAUGCCCACUCUAUCAUUUCCCUUGCUCAACAAUAUCAAGAUGCGUCUCAUCUUCACAGGUGUGUGAUGGUGUAGAUGAUUGUGGGGAUAGGUCAGAUGAACCUGCAGGAUGUACACCUUGCAACAAGACCUAUAUGGGUGAGCUGGGAGAGAUGGGUCGGGUUCAGAUCCCUAGACCUAGGGGAGAUAAACUUCCCUUUACAUGCUUUAUAUCCUUCUACUCUCCUCCUAGUACUAGGAUACAGGUGCAGCUGGAGCGGUUUAAGCUAGGCAGGUUUCAGUCCAGCCACGUAUUAGGCUGCCCUGAUGCUAGUCUAACUAUAUCUGAAGAGGAGUGGAGAGAUCCUGAACCAGGGGUCGGAGGGAAGUUUUGUGGUGCACUGGUAAACAGAACCAGACCAAUCUACUUCAGUGAAAAGAAUAUUGUUACGCUUGAUAUUAGAUUAUAUCAAUUCUGGGGGGAUACAAUACAGAUGAACAGUUUUGCAGUAGCAGUAAAGUUUAGCAUACAUCCGCCUAAAAGAACUGCUAGAUCAGUAGAAACUGGCCGGCUGGUCCCUGGAACUACCUGUGAGUAUAAGCUAACCAACUGUACCCGGUCAACCUGUAGGGUGCAGUCACCUAAUUAUCCUGGUCUCUACAACAGGAAUAUCAGCUGUUCAUAUCAUAUCUAUGUGCUACCAAAUGAGAUACCUCCAGGGAAAAGAGGUUUAGUGUAUGUGGAACAGCCUAGAGUUGGAAAAAUAUGGAUUCAGGGUGGUGAGGUUGAGAAGUAUGGUCGGAUAGAUCAAAGUCUAGGACUGGGUCAGGAGUGUUCAGUUCUAGGAGAUCAUCUUACUGUUUACGAUGGUCCUAGUCUACCAGGAGGGACUGCUCCCGCCGUUCUUCUGGAUUUCUGUCGAGGAGGUCAGGUUCCGAGGAUAGUGUCCUCAGGCCCGGAUAUGCUUCUAGAGAUGAGAUCUUCCCCCUACUCUACUCCAGGUGCCUCCUUGAGCUCGUAUACAGGGUUCGAGUUGAACGUUGGAGUCGUCUUCGUUGAUGAUUUCCGACCAGAAAUGCGCGAAGCUGAAUCUGAAUGCCGCUUCACAUUUCACUCUGGAGACCAAAAACGCGGAACGGUCUCAAAUGUUCCUUAUGAUCUACCUGGGAACUCAACUUGUACUUACUCAUUUCAGGGUGGACCAGGGGAGCAAGUAUGGCUGAUAUUUCGAAGUUUUGAAUCCCAUCAUCUGAAGCUAGAUAUCUAUAGAACUGCUUACUGUAGUAACAAACUAAGGUUGUUGGAUGGUCCUCCAUUUAAAUCAUACAAUGGUAGUCAGCUCGGAGAAUUCUGUGAUGAAAACCCUCCUCAAGUUUGUCAUAAUAUACAGACCAAUACCUCCAGGGUGUGUAGACCUGGUGGGGAGAGCUAUUUAUCAACAGGUGGUAGAUUAACAUUGGUUCAAGAGAUCGGAGAAACUACAGUUAUCAACAAUAUCAAGUUCGAGAUACAGUUCGAGUUCAUAAAGGAUGAGGAUGAGGAUGAAGAUGGAGGACUGGAGGAGGUACGAGAGGAGGAAAGAGAAGUUAACCAACUUGCAAACUGUGACAGACAAUUCGUCAGUGUUUUCGCCGGAGGAAACCUUCGAUCUGAUGCUCUGCAUACCUUCUCUAGUCCUGGUGGGGUAUUCUUCUAUGGUAGAGGAGGGAGGAGAAACCUAACUUGCUCAUUUCUUAUCAGGGGUUCAAGGAAUGAAAGGGUAGAGUUAAACCUAGAGAAUAUAAGUAUGGGUUCUAGACCUUGUAGAACAGUAUUUGAUGCUGAGACUGCCAGGUACAGAUGUGAUUCCUCUGGAGCCCGAGCUGGAGUAUAUAUCAGUGAAGUUGAAGGAGAAGGGUUGGAUCAAUCCCAGUGCUAUUGUCAGAAAAUACACGGAGCUAACUUUGUCUCGGCAUCUAACUCUAUACUAGUCAGGUUUGUAGUUGAUGAGAUGGAAAAGAACGAAGACUCAAGUGAUUUCUUUCUUCGAACCACAUUUAGAUUUGUGGAGCGUAGCUGUGAAGACUCCAGUUUAACGCGGCGUGGUGGAGUAGUUCGUUUAGACUCCUCCAACUGCGGAGGGAGUGGUUGGUGGGUGGAGUCGGUGGAUCCUAAACAAAUAGUGCUCCGCCUACCUGGGGCCCGCCUACCACGACCUUAUACUGGAGUACCUGCCUGUUCAAGGAGAAACCGUAUCGUGGUUCGAACUCCUGCUCAACUCUCUGUGAUAUGCCCGGACCCUGAGAUGGGUUCAGUACAAAUCCUUUCUCCCUCCAACUCGUCCCUGGACUUCCUGGACCCUAGGGUUAACAGUAUCCUAGUUACACUAGUCGGACACUCCCAGAGUCCAGUAUUCUUCUCCUGGUUCGAGUUCAUCUAUCAACCUCCGCCCUCCGCCCUGGUAGGAGAACCUGCAGUAGUAACUCCGCCCUGUGAUACCUCCUGCCCCGGGUUUGGUUGUAUUAGCCCCGCCCUCUGGUGUGACGGCGUGGCUGAUUGUCCUGGAGGGUGGGAUGAGAUGGAACCCAACUGCAGGGUGUUUGCCCCAGUUAAACUCCUGGUUGGGUUUGCAGUUGUAGCAGGAAUAUUCGUUAUACUCUCCACAGCAGUACUCAUCCUUAGGCUUAGGAGAAAAUUAGAAGAGCUCUCGGAGGAAAAUAUUGCUUUCAGAUAA